CCGCAAAUGUCAUUUUUCAUUUUUGGUUGGGUUUCGGUAUCUCCUAUGUAUUUGUUACCGAUAUAUUUAUUUUAGUAUUGUGAUUUAAAAUAUCACAAUAACUCGGUACAUUUUAUACCAAAUGCUUUAACAAAUCCAGUUUGUUUUACUAUCAACAAGGAGAGAUUGGAUUCCUGCAAUUAACUUCAUUCACAGUAUAAAAAUAAUAGAAGCUAAUAGUAUUAGGAAGAUACCUUCAAAGUCUGUAGAAUGGAUCACCGAAGUCGAAGCCCCAGGUUCAGAAACACCAAAAUCGAAAGAGAAGAGAGAAGUUUCAGUAUCAGUCCUCUGAGUGACUAUGAUGGUAAAGCACACGGAAGCAUGUCUGCUAGGAAAAAGUCUGAAGACCGAAAUAAGAGAUUCUUGAGGCAUUUCGACGAGAGAAACGACAAAAGAGACAAAAAAACAUCUAAGACCAAGCAAGACAACUACAAACACAUGUCUGCAUUCGAUAACAGUGCUAGAUACAACGAAGAGCAUAUAACAGACCCCUCGGUGUGUAAUUUUGAGCCUCAAAUCCAAAUGUCCCACAAUUCUUACGUACCCCCGAAGAGCACCAAUCCAAACGACAGAUUAGAUCGUUUAGAAAAAAUGAUGGAGAAAUUAGUGGAGAGCAGCAUAAACAAACAGCAAAUAUUACACGUUAAUAACGGUCAAGAGGCAAUCACCAAUUCUAUGGACUUAUUUACGAAAACUUCCCACAUAACUACAUCGGCGUGGUUAAACAAGAUUAGUGAAGAGUGUUUAGAAAGGAGAUACGAUGAGAUUACUUGCAUAAAUUUCAUCCAGAGUAAAAUGUCUGGAUUGAUGAAAGCUUGGUUUAAAACGCUCGAUGCGUACCAAUACACCUGGCCAGAAUUGAAAAUGCUAAUUAUCCAAACCUUUCCAGACACCACGGACUUUGCUUGCACGUUACGUUUGCUAGUGGACAGGCUGAAAAUACCGGAAGAAACCAUCACGCAGUACUAUUUUAGCAAAAUGUAUCUAAUCGAAGCGUGUAAAAUAUCCGGUUGCAACGCAGUUUCUUGUUUAAUCGACGGUUUGAGCGAUCCGCAGAUCCAGAAAGAGGCUAGGGAACAGAAUUAUCUGACACCCGAGAGUUUUUACUCAGACUUUCUGAGAAAUCUUCCGAAUUUCGGAAUCAGCACUCAAAUAAUAGAGCCGUUAAUGUCUGGUAUAGCUCGAGAGCCGGUCAUUAAGGAAAGGGACCAGAUAAUGAGGGAGCGAUCUCAUGGGAACAGGGACAGGGAACUCGGAAUGAAGGACAGGAAUCACGGCAAUCGAGAGUCGAAGAAGAGGAAGGAUUACGAUGACAGUAGAGCUGCACCAAUUUGUUUCAAAUGUAGACAAAAAGGACACAUAGCAAUUAAAUGUCCCAAUUAGAUUUUAACAGUUAAGACAAACAGUAUCUUAUUUGUAAAUUAUUUAAGUUCUUUUUUUAAAUAUGAACUUUUGUAAAUGUACAAACUGUUAUAAAUGUAAAUUCCCCCACACUUUUAUAAGAUGUUUUGAUUUCAUUUCUUUUGUGUUUUUUGACAGCU
This is a messenger RNA of Phyllotreta striolata, 1580 nucleotides long. The record is from the annotation of a GenBank genome assembly. Lineage: Eukaryota; Metazoa; Arthropoda; Insecta; Coleoptera; Chrysomelidae.